ACGUUGGCGAGCAGAAGCAUGAGCGCUGAACCUUAGUUUGUGGGAGCUUUCGAAGGGUGUCGCUACUCUCCGGUCGGCCUCGGCGCCAAGGGUUCCUGCGAAUGUCUCCGCAGCCAAUCGAUGGCGGCCGGUGCCGAGUUGCGCCCCGGGACCCGAGCUCGGAAACUCGACACGGGAGGUCCCGCGGGGAGAAUCCGUCGACGGACGCAGUGACGGACAGCGCAGCCGCCUUAUCAAUCAAGGGCCGCCAAGACCACGCCGCAGAGAAAAAAUGAAGAAGCUCGACACCAAGGGGAAAAUGCACGCGUUUGGACUUCGCGCACUCAAAGUACACUACGAGCUGGUGCCCCUGGUUACAGUGAUUGGUAUUGCUGCGGUCGGAUGUGCAGGAUUUUGCGUCUACUCAUUUCUAAAACCGGACGUUAUGGUUAGUCGCAAAGAUGAAAUUCCCUCGUGGAUGCGCUACAGUGCGGACACGAGACAAAAGUUGUUGACCAUAGAGAAGGACUGGAAGAAGGACAAGACCAUGGAGGAAGUUGAGAGACUGCGCAAGGAGAUCGGAUCCACCCACUAGACCACGGGCCGCUUCUCUUCAAAGAGUCUACGCUUGGCAGGCCUGAGCGCAUUCUGUUUGGCUGUAGCCUCACGCCAGAAUUAACGGGCACAGGAAAAUUAAUGUCUGCCCUACCUAGGAAUAAAUUGCCGGCUGUAGCCGGAACCAAGAA
This is a messenger RNA of Ixodes scapularis (black-legged tick), 725 nucleotides long. RefSeq lists its product as uncharacterized. The coding region runs from base 272 to 574 and encodes 100 amino acids. NCBI's taxonomy places the organism in Eukaryota, Metazoa, Arthropoda, Arachnida, Ixodida, Ixodidae. The record is from RefSeq and is a predicted model, not a curated record. The transcript has 5 exons.